CAGAAGCGGCCAGUGUGGGAGGAUGAGGAGGAUGAGGCGGUGGAGGUGAACAUUGCUGGGCGCAACCGCCUGCGCAAGCUGAGGCAGACAGAGGAGGAGACUGUGGUUACAGGGAGGGAGUAUGAGGCGAGGCUGCGGCAGCAGCACAGCAAGCUCAACCCGCGCACGUCCUGGGCCACGGAGGGGCGCGCGAAGCGGAAGCGUGGGUUUGGGGACGACCUCAGCGAUGACGACGAGGAGGAGCGGGAGGGGGUGCUGGCGUCGGCGGGGCCGCUGCUGGCGCGGGGGGCACUGCUGCCGGCAGGGCUGCUGGAGGCAACGCGCGUGCGCGACGCCAACAUUGCAGAGCCCAGCGCGGCCGUCGUGCGCAGCCUUGAGUUCCACCCGGACGGCCAGGUCCUCAUGACCGCCGGCCUCGACAAACGCCUGCGCUUCUUCCAGGUGGAUGGGGUGCGCAACCCCAAGAUCCAGAGCAUCUACCUGGACAACUUUGCCAUCACGCAAGCCGCAUUUGCGGCCGGCGGCUCGCAUGUGAUUGCCACGGCGCGCCGGAAACACUUCUACACCUUCGACCUUGGCUCUGCCUCUGUGGAAAAGGUGGCGGGGCUGGUGGGGCGGCCGGAGAGGAGCCUGGAGAGUUUCGCGGCGUGCCCUGCCCCUGACAACCCGCUUGUGGCGUUCCUGGGCAACGAGGGGUGCGUGCCGCUGGUCAGCCUGCGCUCGCGCCAGUGCGUCGGCGACCUCAAAAUGAGCGGCACCGUAAAGAAAGUAAGCACCCCCUGGCUUGCAGGCAGCGACGGGGUGGUGCACACGUGGGAUAUGCGCAUGCGUCGGUGCCUGUCGCGCGCGGUGGACGAGGGCUGCUUCUGCUCCACCUCCCUCGCCGCCUCCGCCGACGGCCGCCUCUACGCCACCGGUUCCAAGGCUGGGGUCGUCAACGUCUACAACCGCUCCCAAGGCGGGCAGCCCAUGCUGCCGGCAUCGGUGUCGCCGCUGAAAACGCUCAUGAACCUCACCACCUCCGUCGACAGCCUGGCCUUCAAUCCUGACACGCAGAUCCUGGCGAUGGCGUCGCGCAUGAAGAAGGACGCGCUGCGGCUGGUGCACCUGCCCAGUGGAACAGUCUUCUCCAACUGGCCCACCUCGCGCUCCCCCCUGGGCUACGUGCACAGCCUGGCCUUCAGCCCCGGGGGCGGCUACCUCGCCAUCGGCAAUGCCAAGGGCCGCGCGCUGUUGUACCGGCUGCACCACUACACCGCCUCCUGA
Coccomyxa subellipsoidea C-169 is the source of this 1266-nucleotide messenger RNA. Its product is annotated as WD40 repeat-like protein. Gene Ontology annotation, molecular function: protein binding. Lineage: Eukaryota; Viridiplantae; Chlorophyta; Trebouxiophyceae; Coccomyxaceae. Gene Ontology annotation, biological process: rRNA processing. The transcript has 8 exons. The record is from RefSeq and is a predicted model, not a curated record. Gene Ontology annotation, cellular component: small-subunit processome; Pwp2p-containing subcomplex of 90S preribosome. The annotation marks the transcript as partial.